Psylliodes chrysocephalus is the source of this 10143-nucleotide messenger RNA. NCBI's taxonomy places the organism in Eukaryota, Metazoa, Arthropoda, Insecta, Coleoptera, Chrysomelidae. The record is from the annotation of a GenBank genome assembly.
UUUUUGAUUCUAUCUAAUCAGUUGUCAAAAUUGUCACUAGUCACCAUUUAUGGGCUCGCCCAAUUUUAUAAUAAUUUGGCAUUUUCAAAAAAUAUAUCAAAUUUUGUACAACCGAUUGCAAUUAUUUGAUAUUAUUCCACUGCCCUGUGAUUAGAUAAAUACGUAGAAGACGCGACAGCUUUAAAUCAUGGGGAAAACAUAUUGUCAGUCCUGCAAGAAAAAAUGUUCUGGAGAAGUCCUUCGAGUACAAGAUAAAUAUUUUCACAUGCAAUGUUUCAAAUGUAAAGUAUGCGGCAAUUCUCUUGCACAAGGAGGAUUUUUCUCCAAAGAUGGAGAGUACUAUUGUACAACUGACUAUCAAAAGAAUUUUGGUUCCAAAUGUGCAGUUUGUAAUGAAUAUGUAGAAGGAGAGGUUGUUACAGCUUUAGGAAAAACUUAUCAUCAGAAAUGUUUUACUUGUAAUAGAUGUAGACAAAAUUUCCCAGCUGGAGAAAAGGUUACUUAUACUGGCAAGGAGGUGCUUUGUCCCAAAUGUGUUCUAAUACCUUUGCACCCUACUGUAUCAAAAAACAGUCCAACCAGUAACAGUCCCAAUGAAUGCGCCGGUUGCAGAGAAGAAUUAAAAGAAGGCCAAGCUUUGGUCGCUUUAGACCAACAAUGGCACAUUUGGUGCUUCAAAUGCAACACUUGCGGUACAGUGUUGCACGGGGAAUAUAUGGGUCGCAACGGGGUACCGUAUUGCGAAAGGGAUUACCAGAAGCAAUUCGGCGUAAAAUGCGCUUAUUGCAAUAGAUUUAUCAGCGGAAAAGUUUUACAGGCUGGAGAUAACCAUCACUUUCACCCGACGUGCGCUCGUUGCACCAAAUGCGGCGACCCCUUCGGCGACGGCGAGGAAAUGUAUUUGCAAGGGGGCGCGAUCUGGCAUCCCCGAUGCGGUCCCGGACCCACCGAGAACGGCGAAAUUCUCAACGGAACGGGAGAAGCGAACGGACACUGCACCGAUACCGAUAUGUCAAUUAGAGAUUUUGACAGGCACAGCACUUCGGGCGCCAGCGAACUGCAGUUUUCCAUGAGAUCACGCACCCCUAGUUUGAAUGGUUCGUUAUAUAGUCCUACGAGCAUGUCUAGGAAGAUGUACACUUAUCGGUCGCCAUCACCAGGUUUGAUAUUAAGAGAUCAUAACAAAUCAGCUACAUUGAUGGAUGAUAUAUCCAGGAUAUACACUUAUAGCUAUCUUACAGAAGAGCCCACCUUUGGUUAUCUGAGGAAACCUAUUCAUCCGUACGAUAAGGCUCCCACUUCGCCACAUUUCCAUAGACCAACUUCUCAAAAUUCGUUACGGAGCAGUUCGGGUUCGGGUAGAAGAAGCACGUCGAGAACGGCAAUGAAAGUGUUGGUAGAUUCUAUGCACACAGAAGGUCCUAGACCUAAAUCGCCGCACAUGAAUAACGAAGAACCAAUAGAAUUGGCGCAUUUUCCGGGCGCCAAACCGCCGAUCGCCGGGGAACCGUUGAAGAUUGAACGCGACGAUUUUCCGGCACCGCCUUAUCCGUACACGGACCCCGAACGUCGAAAGAGAUGGUCGGAUUCGUAUAAAGGAGUACCUUCUGACGAAGACGAAGUCGAUAACGCGAUGGAAAGAGACGUUCACGACGCGAAAUUGAAAAAGGAAGAGAACGAACUAAGCAAAAUAGCCAGCGGUAUAGGAAAAGUGUUUUUGAAAAACGUUCAAGAGAGGGAAAAAUUCAAGCAAUGGAAAGCGUCUAAUUUGGAUCCCAGAAACGCGUCCAGAACGCCUUCGGCAAAUAAAGAACCGAACUACAGACUUAGAUACGACAAUCCGAUCGGUGCCAGUCCUUCUAGAAAUUUAGACCAUCCCAGGGCGUUUGACGACGAAUUAGAAUUCGAAAGAUCGUUGAGCUGUCGCUCCUCCGUUGGUCGAUCCAUCGGUGCUAUUCCUAAUUAUAACGUAGUAUCAUCUUUACGAACGGUACCUAAACCUGGUUAUGGGCUCAAAUCUUCCACUUUAUCCAGUAGACAUGAAUUUGGAGAUUAUCCGUAUAGCGGAAUGGGUACUAAAACUUACAGCACUGACUUCAGUUGCGGAAAAUCAGAUAUUUCAACUGGUUCUAUAACUGAUGUUGAACGUCGUGCUAUAAAUUGCGAAAUGACCCUAUCGACGACUUACACCGGCCCCUUCGGACGGUAUCCCACGGGAUACGCGUCGCAACAGGUGCGGCGCUCCCUACCCAACAUGGCGCACUCGAUGUUAAUAAACGAACCCGCCAAAAUAUAUCCCUAUCAUUUGCUGAUUGUCACAAACUUCCGUUUGCCGUCUGACGUCGACCGUAUGAACUUAGAGAGACAUCUAUCGGAUCAAGAGUUCGAAGCCCUUUUGCAAUUGCCCAGAUCGGAUUUCUAUCGCUUGCCGCAGUGGAAGAGGAACGAUAUGAAGAGAAGGGUGCGUCUGUUUUAAAACGACAAGCCCGAUUUGGUAAAUGUGUACUCGGUACAUCAUAAUAAUAGGAAUAAAAAAUGGAAUCCCUUUCUGGUUGCUAUAACGCUAACAAUUAGGCUAAAAAGCGCGGUUUCGAUUGAACGCUGAGCUACAGUUAGAAAUUUCUUCCUUGUUCUUGGAUUCGUCAUUUUAACGCUAUAAAAGCGGGCUUUGUGGUGUAAAUAAGACAAAUUAGUUAAAUAUUUUGAUUUUAAUAGAAGUGAUUUUCAGUUACGGUUUUACAUCACAUCUGCAUACCAAAUUGCAUUUUUUUUAUUUAAUAUAACGAAAAUUAUGAAUGUUUUAUAAAUUUUGAUAAGGAAAGAAAAAUGCGUUACUGUUAAGCGAAAAUUUUUAUUACGAAAUAUUUAAAUAGAAAAUAUAUAUUUUUAUAUACAUUCCUUCGAAUUUCGUUUUGAUAUAUAGAUAUAUAGGAAUCAAAAUUGUUAGAAAAGAAAUAUUAUACAGGGUUUUGUAAUAGUUGCGGAUUUAAAUUUUGGUUCCAAGUUUUUUUGAGGUUAAGCUUCUAAUAAAACAUGGUCCUUCGAGCCGGAUUGGUAUGUUUAAAGAACGUUUUCAAAAGCUACUAUCGCUAUCGAAAUAAGUCGUUAUAUUAGUUUUUGUAUUGUUAAGUCCAAACGUUUUGGUGUCAUUGUUUUAAUUGAAGACCUAUUAAAAGAGAUAUCGUUAACUAUUGAAUCUAAUUUAUGAUGUAGAUGCAAUUUACAGAACUGUGUGAGUGUAUCAUAAAUAGAAAUAUAUAUUUAGAUAAGUUUAUCAAAUAUAAAUUAGGUGGACCGUACUAAUUAAAAAAAAAUGUAUAGAAUAUGAAUUAAAGAUAAAAAUAUUUCACACAUUUUGUUCAAAACGUUUUUUUUUUAAUCUUCAUUUCCAACGAAAAUGCGGACAAAUUCAAAUUUUUAAUUUUUCUUCAAAUUUCUUUGAGCGAAACACAAAAAAGAUUUAUUUCAGUACAAAAUACAUACAAUUCAUGUAAAAUAACAAUUUGGCGCCCAACGUUAUUUCUCUGAUAAUACCUUGGCAUGCAACGUGUUAAAGUGACAAUAACUGGAACAAACAAAAUCAGUAUGUUUCAUUUAUUGACAACCCUAUCGAUUACUGAUCCACACUAUUGACGUACUGUCUAAAAAAUAAGCAAUCAAUCUUUUUUGAUUCUAGUUACUGACAGAUGUCCAUUAUUGAUACAAAAAGUUGUAAAAUGAUGGAAACAUGUUUCUUGGUGUUAAAUUUUGUUAUAAACUACGUUUUUUUUGUCUGUUUAUGUGAUGGAAACAAAAUAAUUUACUUAAUAUGCGAGCUUACAUGUGAGCCAACUACAUAAGAUUGGCUGUGGGGGCAACAAUCUUUCCGCAAAUCUAUGUCAGCUAAUUUUAAAGUUUGACACUGAUAUAUUGUCAAAUUUCAAAAAAUCCUUAGUACACCCCUAGGGUACUAAAAUAUUUCAAGUCUUAGGUCCAUUGUUUUAGAUGGUACUUUGUCUGUCAGUCAGUAUGUCAAUUAGUAACGGUAUUUUUUUUAUAGUUAUAGAUAAAUAAAUAAUAAACAACAUGAAAAUGGAAUAGUCUUUAGAAAGAGAUAGCAUCGUUUCGUAUUUUCAUAGGCGUAUCCUAUUAAAAAUUGCGCUACUAUUGCACGACCCUGUAGAGCUAAUUAUAAGUAUAACUGAUUUUUUUUUUAAAUACAGCUACCAGCGCCAUUUUUGCUUGUACGUUGUCGUUCUUGUAGAUAUUUUUUUUAUAAAAAAAAGCAGUUUAUAAAUGACUGAAAAUCAGUUCUAAGAAACAUUAAAAAUAUACACAAACUGCUUUUACUGACAGUUGCAACACGGUGCAAAAAAAUUGCCAGCACUUUUUUUUAAAUUAAUUUAAAAAUUUUAAACUUUCCUUAAAACCUUUUGCCAUAGUUUAGGUUUACCUACAGGAUGUUCCAGAAAUGAGUACAUACUUAAUUUUAAUUAAUAAAAAAUACAUUAAAUUUUAUUCAAUAUUUUUUGAGAAAAUAAUGGGGUAGCUAAAACUAAUAAAUUUAUAUUAAAAAUUAGUUCUUUUUUGUUAAAAUAUUCGUAACUACUUUUUUUCUGGAACACAUUGUAUAUUUUUUUAAUUUAAACAAAAAAAAAACAAAUGGUACUAUUUAUUCGUUGUAAAUUAUAUAUAAAUAUAUGGGUAUAUAAAUGAUUAUUAUUAUUGUAAUAUGUAUAUAUUUUUUUAAAGCUUUUACAGGGUAAUUCACGAUUUUGUAAUAUUAUUAAAAAAAACUAUUAAUAACAAUAUUGACUGAUAUUUGAAGUGACUAAAAAUACAACUUUUUCAGUUCUUAAAUUUUUCGUAAAUCGUUACGUUUUCGAGAAAAAAAUUAAAAAACGUCUUUAAACCUAUCGAUAUAAGAAUUAAAUUCCUCCAAAAAUGUUCUUUAUAAGUUUUGCUACAUUUUUUUCUAAAAUACAUACUUAUCGACAGUAAUAAUGUACCACAUUAUAUAUGUGGACCAAAUUGUAGCAACAUAUUCAAACAAACAAAUUUAGUUAAAAUUUUGACAGUGAAAUUUUCUUUAACAUAUCGUACGCCACUGGUAAAAUCGAAUUAACUUGUUUUUCUAUAAAAUCACUUUGUAAAAUCAAUUUUGUAUGUCAUGUCAACACCUUAUAUUUAAUUCAGAGGUGAAAUUAGAUCCACAUUGAUUAAUAUUAAUAGUUUUUACUUUCAAUAACAAGAUUGAAGUAAAAGAGGGAAAGGGCGUACAAUUAUUUUAAUUAUUUUGUAAUAUAAUUAAUCGUGAAUUAUUCUUGUACAUAAAAGCUGUUUUAUUAUUAUUAAUUAUUAAUUGAUGCUGUAGAUUUUUGUAAUUUGGAAAACUUUUUAUUAAUCACACACGCAAUCGAAGUUAAAAUGAAACGAGAUCUCAAACUUGCCUUUGAUUUUGACAUAACGAAAAAGUGAACAUAUUUUUUUGUAAAUUUUGUUAAUUAUUUUCAAUUUAUGAUAUCCAUAACAAAUAAUGAUAUUUUAAUUGUAAAUCGAACUGAAGUGAUUCGACAAGAGGUGCAGUAAAGAAAACGACUGAAUUACCUGAAAAUAAUCAUUUUUUUUUUACACAAAUCAUCACCUAAAGUUUUUUUUUUUACUUUGCUUUUCUGUAGAUGUCCCAGCAACUUUCAUCUUCUCAUCUAUAAAUAAUACUUUUGAACCAGUUUGUGGUAUAUUGCAAUAUCCUUAUGUCAGCAAUGUGUAUUUGUUGGUCCACCUUAUUUUAGAGGUGUAAUUAUGACUUUGCAGGCCCCAAUAGAGUUUAGAACUAUCAAAAAGUGCCAAUAUAAAAACAAAUCAAUUUACAAUACUAAAAAAAAAAACAAUUUUUCCAUAAUAUAUAAUAAUUCACUUGAUAUCAUCUAUUAACAAACAUAACAGAAGUGGGCUCAAUACUGAACCUUGAUGCACGUCUAUACAUUGAGGACGUAAAUUGUGUCCCCCUUCUUAACCUUUAAAUGGAAGACAAAUAAGGUGAAAUUAGAUGGAUAGAUAUAAUUUUGUUAUAACUAGAUGCACUUUACUUGAGAGGUAAAAUAGAGGGCGUUACUAUCUUUAAAUUUUCUAAUAAAAAAUAGGGUUAUGUGAUACCUCGUUUGAACGAUAUUUUCAUUAUAUUUACGUCCACGCUAGAUUUUUUGUACGUUUUUACAGAAAUUGCAUUAAAUCAAUUAUAAAUUACAUUCUUGGUAACCCUCGUAUUUAUUGUUUUUGUUUUUAUAAAUCAGAAAAACUUCAAAAUAUUAUUUAUUUAUAUACAGGGUGUACCAUUAGUGUGUAAUUGUUCAAUAUUUCAAUUUGUUAUAAAUAAAAGUUUAAAUUUUUUUUUUUUGAUAUACAGGGUGGUUGCUUUUUUGCCUGGCAAAUAAAAAAAUGUAUAUUUUUUAAAUAGAAUACUCUGCAUUUUAUUUCAGUUUAGGAAUUGUUUGGUAAUACUGUAUUCAACCCUAGAUUUUUUUUUUUUAAAUAUUACAGGGUUGCCAAAUGAAAUUAUGAUAAUUUAGAUAGGGUUACAAUAAUUUAAAAAUUGCUUAAAAUACAGACUUAUAAGAAACUAAGUUACCCAAUAGUGGUUUUAGAACUGGAUUAUUUUAUACAGAUUGUUCUGAAACAUGUCUUAAAUAUUCAAUUUACUCAGCUUUUUCAAAUGCAACACCCUGUAUAUUAUUUUAGCAUAAAAUUCCUUAUAUAUUUACCUAUCCAACUAUACCAACAUGUUAACUAAUAACAUAUAUACAGGGUGUCUCAUCAGUGCGUAAUUGAUCGAUAACUGGAUUAUUGGACAUUUAAAAAUUAUUCUUAAAUAUACAGGGUGGUCGAUAAAUAAGUGGCUGACCAAAUCUAUACAUUUUUAAAUCAAAACACCUUCAAUUCAAUUCUCAUGUCAGAUUGGACAAAUUAAUCGUUGACAGCUGUCAAUUCAUGGUCAACAAGGAAUAUAAAAGUAAAUAUCCUCUUUUCACAUUGAGAGUUUGUGUUUUUGAGGUCGCUGAAUUCAAUUCUCAUGUCAGAUUGGACAAAUUGACAGUUGACAGCUGUCAACUGUCAACGACCUCAUAAACCCAAACUCUCAAUGUGAAAAGAGGAUAUUUACUUUUAUAUUCCUCGUUGACCGUGAAUUGACAGCUGUCAACGGUCAAUUUGUCCAAUCUGACAUGAGGGUUGAAUCCAGUGACCUCAAAAACAUUACCGUAUAUAUACAGGGUGGCUCACGCUCAACGGGACGGAGCUUUAUGGGAAAACGACCAAAGAUAUAAAAAAUUCGUUUGGGAGGAAUACGUAGGUUACAGACGGCUACAAUUUAAAAUUUGUUAGGUGUAUACAGGAUGUCCCACAUAAGAAAAAAAAAAUUAGUUCAUUAAAAAUUAUUCAAACAAGAGUAAACAAUUAAUUUCUGGGAGACUUUUUUUCCUUAAAAAUUCAAAUCGAAAACUAAUAAUAAUAGUAAUAGGGAACCUUUAGUUAACUGACAUUAUUUUUGAUGUAGUUUUUAAUUCUAAAAUAAAAAACAGGGUGUUCCAUUAAAAAUAUAUAACUUUGUAUAUUUUCUCUUAUGUGGGACAUCCUGUAUGCAUCUAAAAAAUUUUAAAUUGUAGCCGUCUGUAACCUACGUAUUCCUCCCAAACGAAUUUUUUUAUAUCUUUGGUCGUUUUCCCAUAAAGCUCCGUCCCGUUGAGCGUAUAUGAAUACUCAAAAUAUGCUUUUGACAUCUGUAAAUAUUAUUGAAAAUGAAUAGUUUUGCAACGGAUCAGGGGAGCUUUGGCAGCUUCGUGGCUGCCAAAAUAUUCAUUUUAGCACUUUGUGCCCAUGGAGACUUUUGUUCAAAACAUAUCAAAAAUUCAGACAAUUUGACAGAAACCCAAUUUCCAUAAGAUUAUUGCGGGGUCCUUAUAAUCAAUGUUAUGCUAAAAUAAUAUACAGGGUGUUACAUUUGAAUAAAUUGAACUUAAAAUUAACCAUAUCGAAGACAUGUUUCAAAACAUUCUGUAUAAAAUAAAACAGUUUAAGUGUAAAGGUAAUCACUACUAUUCGUUAGUUUAGUACAUUAAACAAUUUUAAAAUCAUUGUAAACCUACCUAUAUAAUGAUUAUAAUUUCAUUUAGGGUCUUAAUUAUUCUCUAAUUUCUAAAAAAGAAUAAUUGCUUGGCAACCUUGUAAUAUUCUAGGAUUGAAUACAAUAUUACCGAAUUAUUCUAACACUGAAAUAAAAUACAGUAUGUUCUAUUUAAAAAACAUACAUUUUUAUUUGCCAGGCAAAAACGCGACACCCUGUAUCUCUAAAAGUAUUUUUAAAAUAAAUAUUUUUCAAAUCCAUAUAAAUAUUGAACAGUUACGCUCUAAUAAGACACCCUGUAUAUUAACGGGAAAAUUUAUGCCAUUGAAAGUGGUUUUUAAAUCACCUUUGAUAUUCCUAAUUUAUUUUUUUCAGUAAAUAUUGUUUCUUUAAUUUCAAUAGUAACAAAAACAAUAAUAAUACGAGGGUUACUUCAUUAAUUUACUUAAUGUAAUGUCUGUAAAAACACAAAAAACAACCUAAAACUGUUAGCAUGAACGUAAAGAUAAUGAAAAUAAUUUAUUGAUUUCAAAAUAGAUACAAGAUGUACUGUAUCUUUCAAUUGAGGUUUCAUAUGACCUUAUUUUUUAUUAGAAAAUUUAAAUACCCCUCUAUCUUCUGUUUUAUUUAAAAUGUACAUCAUUAUAACAAAAAUAUCAUAACUCUUAUCUUCUUCCAUUUAGAAGUUAAGAGGGAUGAGCACAGUUUACGUCCUCACUGUAUAUUUAUUCUCACACUGUGUUUCUGCGUACAUAUCCUGAACCUUUUGCACACGUUUCAUAGAUAUAUCUUUCACUUCACCUCUCUUUGAACUCCGUCGUAUGCCCUUUUCAUAUCAAUAAACACCUUGCCAAACAAUGUGUUCGUUUAUUAUUCCUCUAUCCUAAUUUUUUUGUAAUAUUAUCUCUAAUUUUUAGGAUGAUGAUGUGAUUGUUCUUUGGGGUGCUUAUUCUAGUUUCAUUUCUGUGUUACCGGUUGUAUAUAUUUAUUAUUACCAACUUCUUUUGUUAGUUUUUUUUGUGUUCUUAAUUUUGAUCUAGUUCCAUUGAGUUUAAUAUCAAUUUUAAUCAUUGGUGUUUUACUAUGUAGUGGAAAAUAGUUUCUGUUUUUCUUUUUUGAAACAACUUUCCUUCAAUCUAUGCCUCGACUCUUUCCAUUUUUUGAUUAUUUGAUUUACCGUGUAGUUUUUUCUCUAUUUUUUUUAUAAUUGUAUUCAUAUAAAUACAUAUUUUAUGCUGUGAGUGAUCUUCGAAAGGAAUUUUUUUUGCUAUAUCAAAAAUAAAAGAAAGUUUGUAUAUUUUAGGAAUAUAAAGUUUUCUAUAAACAGCAAAUUGUAUAGCGCGCGCACAUUGUUUAUUAUUGUUUUAUUUUGCAAUGAAAGCUAUAAAUUCGCGAUAUUUGUAAAUUUUAAUGGUAUAUCGACGUGUAUAGAUACUUUUUAAGUUAGUACGAUUUUUUUUUUCUAAUUUGCAACAGUUUAUUAUCACAGUAUUAUAUUCGUUGGUAAGUCCAAUCAAAAAUGUAAAAAUAGCGUAAAUAUUUUACGAAUUUUUGAUUUUACAGCAAAUUUAGUCGGAACCAUUUUUGUUCUUAAUUGAAUUCUCUACAAAUUCCUUUACAUACCUGUUUUAUAAUACUAACCGUUAAAGUUUUUUUGCAUUUAACACUUGAAGUAAUUUUUCAAAUAUAUUUACGCUAUUUUUUUCAUUUUUUCAAUCCUAAUUGUACAAAAUCAGUUUCUAUAAAGCAUUUUUUUAUUAAAUAUAUCAGACCAUAAAUAAAUAGAUUAUUUAUAGAUGUCGGGAUGCUACUAGGGUACUAAGUUAAAAAUGUUUAGGUAUUUAUAAGGUUAGGCGAUUAGAAUGCAAUAAAAUAAAAAAUGCUAUUUUCAGCUAGAUGUUAGUCGCGGUUGAGUAAUAAAAAUUGGUGAUUUUUUUUUAGCUAAGCUGAAAUGGUAUUUUUUUAUGUUUUUUAUAGCUUUGUUCAUUAAAAAUAUUCCAGUGAUUGUUAUAUAUUUAGGUACUAUAGUGAAAUACUUGUAUGCA